Penicillium cataractarum is the source of this 1926-nucleotide messenger RNA. It is a transcript of the gene hem14, whose product is annotated as oxygen-dependent protoporphyrinogen oxidase. Bases 1 to 1926 code for a protein of 641 amino acids. Lineage: Eukaryota; Fungi; Ascomycota; Eurotiomycetes; Eurotiales; Aspergillaceae. The transcript has 2 exons. Gene Ontology annotation, cellular component: mitochondrial inner membrane. Gene Ontology annotation, molecular function: protoporphyrinogen oxidase activity, oxygen as acceptor. The record is from RefSeq and is a predicted model, not a curated record. Gene Ontology annotation, biological process: heme biosynthetic process.
AUGCGGCUACUGUGUGCCUCCAAUGGACUCCGAUCCAGGCAAAGGCCACUAGUUUCCGCGAUCCGGUGCCAACAACGCGGUUACACAGCUGCCGUGAUAGGCGCCGGUAUCACUGGCUUGACGGCCGCCUGGCAGCUAGCUCAAGACCCUCAAUGCUCCAAAAUCACGUUAUAUGAGAAGUCGUCUCGUCUUGGUGGCUGGCUGCAGUCUGAAACGAUCCCAGUCGACGGCGGAGAAGUGGUCUUUGAGUAUGGGCCUCGCACUCUGAGAAGUGCAAUGCCGGCAUCGUUGCCAUUGCUGUACUUGGUCUCCAAUUUAGGUCUCUUUGACGAACUCAUCACCACCUCCAGGCGAAGUCCCGCAGCGCUAAAUCGAUAUAUCUACUAUCCCGAUCACCUAGUCCGUCUACCCUCGCCCGAUCCCAGUCUGUCGUUCAUCCAGAAUGUUCAAAACAUGGCCAAGGCCCUUAUGGAUGAGCCCCUAUUCGAAGGAUUGGUACCCGCUAUUCUCUUCGAGGGCACCAAACCCUCGCGCCCACCAGACCUAUGGGAUAAAGACGAGUCUAUCGCCCAGUUCAUUACUCGGCGCUUCAACCAUAAGGUCGCGGAUAAUUUGGUGUCAGCAGUGAUGCACGGCAUCUAUGCCGGUGACAUUGAUCAAAUGAGCGCGCAGAUGAUUCUAGGCGGCAUACGCAACCUGGAAGAUGGUGGCGUCUUGUACAACCUAGUGAUGAACUCGUUAUUGGGGAAGAAGACGAGAUCGAUGGAUGACUUUUUGGCCGUGAAUGCAAUUACCAAAACGCCUGAAUCUGUGAAUCGCACCGAAGACAUCUUCAGGGUGAUUAAAAAGGCUAGCACUUUUACCUUUAAGCGUGGAACUCAGCAGCUUGUUGAGGGCCUGAUUGACUCGUUGAGGGCAUCUAAAAAGGUUAACAUGGUACUCAACUCAAAUAUCACCUCCAUGGAUCCGCCAGAUAACCCUGGCCAUCCGAUAAAGGUAAAUUUCCACACUCGCCUGGCUGUUACUACAUCUGAGCAUCUCGCUGACCCCCUUCAGAUCUAUACCGGGACAAAUGGCGUCCAAUCCCACGAUCAUGUAAUCUCUGCAGUCUCUGCGCCUGCGCUAUCCAACAUUCUGGACCCCAAGGCUCGCUUCAAAAUAUCCGAAGUUCGGGACCCCGAGCGGGGAAGACUGGCAUAUGACCUGCAAGUGCAGAGCCGCUCUAAACCCGUCACGGAAACUCUUAAAAGACUACAACUGCACUGCGGCGCGACAACCGUGAUGGUAGUCAACCUAUACUACCAAAACCCCAAUCUCCUCCCAGUGGAGGGCUUCGGCUACUUGAUCCCCCGCUCCGUUCCCUACGAACAAAAUCCCGAGUGUGGUCUAGGAGUGAUCUUCGCCUCAGCAUCCAGCGUUGGCGAAAGCCCCGUCGCUCCCUAUCCAACCGUCUCCCAAGAUUCCGCCCCUGGUACCAAGAUCACAAUCAUGUUCGGCGGUCACUACUGGGACGGAUGGAAGAAGGAAGAUUAUCCAGACCACAAGACUGCCGUGCGCAUGGCGCGGAGCAUGCUCAAAAGACACAUCGGCAUCACUGACGCCCCGACAGUCGUGCGGACCCGGUUGCAGGAAAACGCCAUCCCGCAGUAUAAACCGGGCCACCUGAACAGUAUGUACCAGUUGUCCCAUGCGGCCAAGAAUGAUUACUAUGGCCGGCUAGUUUUGGCUGGGAACUCGUUUAAUGGCGUGGGCGUGGGUGAUUGUGUGAGACAGGGUAUUCUUGCGGCUACUUAUGGCGUUGGGCGACAUGCGCUACGCGCUGGCCCUGGACUUUGGUGUCCGUGGAAGGAGUUUGAUUUCCGGAAUUGGGAUUUGAGAGGUGGUAUUACUACUGCGCCGGUGCGACUUUUUGAGUCGAAAGCUUAA